Molecule: messenger RNA, 324 nt
Organism: Suillus subalutaceus
Lineage: Eukaryota; Fungi; Basidiomycota; Agaricomycetes; Boletales; Suillaceae
Exons: 2
Source: RefSeq, a predicted model, not a curated record
GGCGGGCCACCCAGGAAUUUCAAGCUUUGGGGAAUAUCAACGAUCACUCCAGGAGCAAUAGCAUGGAGCGCGACAAUGGCUAUUUUCCUCCUUUCACCCGACACUACGUUCUCUCAGGAUGGACAAGGGAAGAACUUGGGAAUUCAAUACAAGAACUUAUUCUACAGCUUCAAGAAAAUAUUGGUUUGUUGCUGGGGGACUCUGUAUCUCACAAAAAACAGGCAGCACAUCGAAGGGCACAUUUUCGGAACUGCAAAGUUGCCUGUAAAUAUGCCCAACGGUGAAGAUUUUACGGCGCAGAUCGCUCUCACAAUGGCCGGUCUA